CGCACGCGCCAGGGGGCGGAGCCGAGCGCCGGCUGCUCGGGCGGUGGGAGGGCGGAAGUCGCGCGAACGCUCCGCGGCUCGGCGCUAGCGAGGGCUGGCCGCCGGGUGGGCUAGGUCCUUAGCAACGGAAUCCCGGAAUGUCGCUGUGGACUGGGCGCUAGCGUGUCCCGCGCGAAUUCCGAGCGCAGAGCCGCCUGUGUGCGCCGCCGGCUCCCCGCGAAGCUCUCGCGCAGGCGCACUGCCCUCUUCUGGCGAGGGGCGCCCGGGCCGGGGGUCCGAGGCGAAGAGUCGCCUCUCGAGCACGCUCGUUGAACCCGGGAUCCCUCGAGCCCUCUGUGCUCGCUUAGGUGCUGCAGGAACGGAGAAGAACUGGGCGAGAUCGGGAAUAGCCGAAGGCCCCGUCUUGUGAAGACCUAGCCCUCGUGGCAGGCUAAGUGUGUGGGAAGAGGUGUAAUUGUGAAAUCUGGAGGAGGGACAUGGAAAUAAAACGUCCGAUCGCGACGCUGAUCUGACACAGGAGAGCACAGAGAGAUCAGCAUUUCAGUGAGGGAAACCAGCUUGUGGACAGCGCCUGGCGUUGAACUGGGUGAGUGGCGAGACUAGCAGACUUGAAAACAAGUUUGAGUCUUUCCAUUUGGCUGUACUUUCUGCAUACUUUCCUCCACUAACCUGUUGAAAUGGCCAGCAGUUUUUUGAAAACAUCAUCUCUGUCUUCAAGGACAAAAGUGCUCCAUCAAGUGGGCGUGUCUCUGUACAAUACCUCUCAUGGCUUCCAUGAGGAAGAGGUGAAGAAAACACUCCAGAAGUUUCCUGGUGGGUCCAUUGACCUUCAGAAGGAUGACAGUGGCAUUGGCAUCCUUACUCUGAACAAUCCUAGUAAGAUGAAUGCCUUCUCAGGUACUAUGAUGCUACAACUUCUGGAAAAAGUGAUUGAAUUGGAAAACUGGACAGGAGGGAAAGGUGUCAUUGUCCGUGGAGCCCAGAACACUUUCUCGUCAGGGUCCGACCUGAAUGCCGUGAAAGCACUGGCCACUCCAGAGGAUGGAGUGGCUUUAUGUAUGUUCAUGCAGAAUACCUUAACAAGAUUUACAAGACUUCCUUUAAUAAGCGUCGCACUGGUGCAAGGCCGUGCCCUGGGCGGAGGUGCGGAGUUCACCACAGCCUGUGAUUUCAGGUUAAUGACUCCAGAGAGUGAGAUCAGAUUUGUCCACAAGGAGAUGGGAAUAAUUCCAAGCUGGGGUGGUACCAGCCGGCUGGUUGAAAUCAUAGGCAGUAGAGAAGCUCUCAAAGUGAUAGGUGGAGCCCUCAAACUGGAUCCAAAAAAAGCUUUAAGUAUAGGAAUGGCUGAAGAGAUCUUGCAGUCUUCAGAUGAAACAAAAUCUCUAGAAGAGGCUCAAGCAUGGCUGACACAAUUUGUUAAUGGGCCACCAGAAGUCAUUAGAGCUUUGAAAAAAUCUGUUUGUUCAGGCAAAGAACUGUAUUUAGAGGAGGCAUUACAAAAUGAAAGAGAUCUUUUAGGAACAGUGUGGGGUGGAGCUGCAAAUUUACAGGCUAUUGCUAGGAGAGGAAAAUUCAAUAAAUAAUUUUUUUAAAUGUGGAUGUACUAUAAGUAAAGUUCCAAUUAUUAAUAUAUACUAAAGUUAAAUGAAAUUAAUAGCAUAAUCUGAAAGCUACUACUCGUAUUCAAAUUUGGUUUUGGUAAUUCAAUAUCUGAAUUCCCUGGUCAACAUUUUUUAAUCAAUAUUUGGGUAACAUAUACUAUAUACACACUUUCUGUAUAACAGUUAUUUCUAGUGCUGCUUUUAUUGCAGUAAUGGUUUCUAGCCUAUAAACAAAGGAUCACCGUUUAAGUUUUGGUUGAUUUUUUUUUUGAGAUAUAAGUGUUCUAUCACUAUGUCCUGAGCCCCAAAGAUUAGUUUUUAAAAGGAAAAGCUUCUACAGGCAGAAAAUUUAUUGUUUUUCUUUUACCCAUAAAAUUUUUGUUGUGUUUUUAAUUUACAGCCUAAUGAGCCUUUCAGAUAAAGGACAUGGGGAGGGCUUACAGGACAAGAAAAGAUAUGAUUAGUCGUUUUCUUCUGUUCCACAUGAGGAGAAAAAAAAAAAGAUGCAUCCCAUUACACCCUUCAAGUUUGGAGCCUUACUUGAUGUUUUCAGUAAUCUUACAUUUAUGUAUUAAAUUAUCUACUAGUGAUAGCCAUGAUAGGAACAUCAGCUGACUUUACAAGCUCACCACUCACAUUCCUGGGAAAUACCAAGCUGGAAACAGUAUGGUUGAUACAGUUUAAAAAUUGAAACUUGGAAGAUUCAUGACACAAGCAUCCAAAACAAAAGUCAGCACUUUACAACAGAUCUCUGUUUUUCUGAAAAGCCUCAACUUUUGUAACUAAUUUUACAAUAAAUUUACUAAAAAUGCAUAAUUCAUGCUUUUAUAAUCCGGUAACUCAGUUCUUUAAAAAUGUGUAAUUCAGAGUCAUCCCUAUGAAAUUUUGUCUUUGCUACUGUACCAUUUUACAUUUGAGAAUCAUAGUAAAAAUAACUUGGAUUCGCUUUUA
Messenger RNA from Chinchilla lanigera (long-tailed chinchilla), 2552 nucleotides. It is a transcript of the gene Echdc1, whose product is annotated as ethylmalonyl-CoA decarboxylase 1. Gene Ontology annotation, cellular component: cytosol. Gene Ontology annotation, biological process: fatty acid beta-oxidation. Bases 678 to 1583 code for a protein of 301 amino acids. The record is from RefSeq and is a predicted model, not a curated record. NCBI's taxonomy places the organism in Eukaryota, Metazoa, Chordata, Mammalia, Rodentia, Chinchillidae. Gene Ontology annotation, molecular function: enoyl-CoA hydratase activity. The transcript is spliced from 8 exons.